This is a messenger RNA of Ipomoea triloba (trilobed morning glory), 2349 nucleotides long. RefSeq names its product putative glycerol-3-phosphate transporter 4. Bases 367 to 1959 code for a protein of 530 amino acids. Gene Ontology annotation, cellular component: membrane. Gene Ontology annotation, molecular function: transmembrane transporter activity. Gene Ontology annotation, biological process: transmembrane transport; phosphate ion homeostasis. The transcript is spliced from 3 exons. Lineage: Eukaryota; Viridiplantae; Streptophyta; Magnoliopsida; Solanales; Convolvulaceae. The record is from RefSeq and is a predicted model, not a curated record.
GGCGAUGUUGCUGAGACUUGAGAGUUCCAUUCUCUUACCGCUGUAAGCGCCACGUGUCUUCCUCGUCCCUUACGUAGUUCUCCCGCCAACCUCGGUAGUCGCAACACUUCCUUCUCUGCCUCUCUCUCCAUUUCCAAAUUCCAAUCGUUCGUUUCGAACGUCCAUGCUCUCUCUCUCUCUCUCUCUCUCGCCCACCGCCUUAUCUUUUCUUACUCUCUCGCGAAACCAGAAGACGAAAUCCGGAAAAAUCCCUUGGAUUCAAUGCAGUGUCAACUCUUCAAUCUUGGGCCUCGCGGCAAACGCGCUUGAGUUUUUCAAUUUCAGGAAUGCCAGAUUCGCUUGGUUUCGUUUGAGUUUUGUUUCAAGAUGUCUGGGUUGGUUGAGAGGAUUACGAAGGGAAACCCACCUGGGAUUUCUGUGAUAAGAAGCAUCAGAGGCAAAGAUUGGAGCUUUAAGACAUAUAGAUACGUGGUUUUGUUUGUAACAUUUAUAGCGUAUACAUCUUACCAUGCUUCCAGGAAGCCAAGUAGCAUAGUGAAGAGUGUUUUGGAUCCUAAGUCGGGUAUUGAUAAUGCCACCUUGAAUUCUUCUUACUUGUGGCCAGUUGGUGAUGUUUUCGUGAAGAGAGAAUUGGAUUUAGGCAGAUCAAAAGGGAAAGGGUGGGAGCCCUUUAAUGGGAAGGAUGGGACGAAGAAAUUGGGGGAAAUUGAUGUUGCUUUUCUUGCGUGUUAUUCAAUAGGAAUGUACGUGGCAGGGCAUUUAGGUGAUUCCUUGGACCUCCGGCUGUUCCUCACCACUGGGAUGAUUGGGAGUGGUGUUUUUGUUGCCCUUUUCGGGAUGGGAUAUUUCUGGAAUAUCCAUGAAUUCUGGUUUUAUUUGGCUAUGCAAAUGGGUGCUGGGCUUUUUCAGGCCACAGGAUGGCCUUCAGUUGUGGCUGUUAUUGGGAAUUGGUUUGACAAGAGCAAAAGGGGAUUGAUCAUGGGUGUUUGGAAUGCCCAUACCUCUGUUGGGAAUAUCAGUGGAUCCCUUCUUGCGGCUGCUGUUUUAGAUUAUGGAUGGGGUUGGUCCUUUAUUCUUCCUGGUGCUUUUAUAUUUGUGACAGGGCUGAUUGUGUUCUUCUUCUUGCCCGCUUAUCCGGAGGAUGUUGGAUUUCCUUGUGAAAAUGCUGUUGUGGCAGAGCAUAGUGAUGAAGAAACUCAGUUAGGGAAUGAAAAUGAAGGUGCCAGUAUGUUUAGCCAUGGUUCUGUAACUAGGAAAGGUGUUGGCUUCCUUGGGGCUUGUCUAAUACCAGGUGUAAUUCCAUUUGCCUUGUGCCUUUUCUUCUCCAAGAUGGUGGCAUACACAUUUUUGUACUGGUUGCCAUUUUAUCUCAGCCAAACUGCUAUCGGGGGAGAAUAUGUGUCCGUGAAGUCUGCUGGAAAUCUUUCUACUCUUUUUGAUGUUGGGGGAAUUGUGGGAGGAAUUCUAGCUGGCUUAUUCUCCGACUGGUUUGAUGCUCGUGCUACUACAGCGGCCAGCUUUAUGUCUGCAGCAAUUCCCGUGAUGUUUUUAUAUCGCAGAUUUGGAGGUGUAUCCGAGACCCUUAACAUUUUCCUCAUGUUUUUGUCUGGAUUGUGUGUGAACGGACCGUACGCGCUUAUUACUACUGCGGUCUCCGCAGAUCUUGGUACUCACAAAUCUCUGAGGGGAGAUUCCCGAGCACUAGCUACGGUUACUGCAAUCAUUGACGGAACUGGAUCGCUUGGUGCAGCACUUGGUCCGCUUUUGACAGGUUUUCUCUCCACAAAAGGAUGGGAUGCCGUUUUUAUAAUGCUUUCAAUCGGGGCUCUGUGUGCUGUGCUUCUGUUAUCCAAUUUGGUUGUUACCGAACUCAGAGGGAAGAAUUACAAACACCGGCCUAACGUAGAACACAAUUCUGGAGGUUCUGCAUCUCAACCACUUUUACACGACGAAAGAUAAGAGAUAUCGGGAUCUGGUGCUGUUCUGGCAAAGCAGUUCUAGCCCAAAGAACAAGAAGUUUCUCUAAACAUCAUCGGACUGAAAUGUGGUCGAAGAAUUUUGGUCAUCUACAGACUCUUUUGGUUAGUUUUCUGGUCGGUCUUUUGUAUAUAUAUAUAUAUAUAUAUAUAUAGUCUAUGAUCAUUCCUAGGUCUGCAAUGAAGUUGAUGGUGAAGACAGAGUUUGUAGUAGACAUCAGGCUUAAUGGUUUUGUGAUAGAGCACUCAAUCAGCAAAUGUUGCCUGCAUUUUGUUCCAUAUAUGUUGUGAUAUAUUAUAAAUGCUACACCUAUUAUAUAUGUAUUGUAUUAUUUUAUUUUCUCAUUUAUUAGAACUCUGAUUACUAAAAAAA